UGUGUGUGUGUGUGUGUGUGUGUGUGUGUGUGUGUGUGUGUGUGUGUGAGAGAGAGAAUACCUGCAGUUAGCUGCCAUAUAUCAGUGUUAGCCAGGCCGAACUGUUCUACUGUAACACGAACACUAUGAGAGCUAACAGAGCUUUAAUGACGUCAGCAGAUCUCUGUAGAGGGUUAAACAUCAACGUGCAUGUCCACAGUUAGCCGUCAGAGCUAACAGAGCUAACAGAAGUAUCCGGGUAAAGUCUCUCUCUUACCGGGUAAACACGGUCCCGAACCUCUCCAGCCUGCUGCCCGCCAUCACGCUGCUGUGACACAAACUGUGAAGGUUAUAAACUGAGAUUAAUCUGUGUUUAAACGUCCAUGUGAGCUAACCAGAGCUGCUAGCAUAGCGUGCUAAGGCAGUCAGUCACUGACGUCUUCUUCUUCUACGGAUGAAUUACCGGCAGAUUGAGCUGAUGAGCGCCGCCUUCCACGCACGCACGCACGCACGCACACACGCAGGACUCUGUGCAGACCCUCAGACUCUCAAGACCCUCUGCAGUGAUUCCUUCACAAACUUUUCUCAGCAUGGACCUGCUCCUGGACUCUGGAUAACCACCUCACUCAGAGCGCUUUGACCCGACUCCUCCAUGAAAAACAAGGAGUCCUCCACCAUGUCUGUGACCGCCCUCUUCAGGGGCAAGUGGGGGCAGAAGGCCCAGGACAGCCCGGGGAAGCCUCCCGCUGCGGUGAUUCAGCCGGGUCACAUGGACGAUGAAGAUGAAGACGAGUCCUCAGUUGGAUUCAGCAGAGAGCCCAAACUCAGGAACUCCCGCUUCUACCGCUCCAUGAGGAAGAAGAAACAGGCGGCAGCAGAGCAGUCUGAAAACUCAGGCCGACCCGGUUCAGACCACAGUCCUUCAAGCAGAGGCAGACUCGUCCCCUCGAACACUCACUCCCCUCAGAAGUCGCCCUUGUUGCCUGGGGCGAGACGCCCUCAGCCUUCACCACAGCUCCAUCACUCCAGAGCACCGUUGCCAAGCAAUAGGGAGGCCAGCAGCCAACAGGCUCGGUACAAAAGAGACGCAGCAGAGAGGACGGGAGGAGGAGUGGGAGGAGGGAGGAGUGUGGACAUCUCUGCUGCCUCCUCCAACAGCCAGCACAGAGAUCUCAGCGCCGAUACAUUCACUUACCGGACUCACAACAUCCGGAGCGGAGACAUCAGGCAGCUGUCCGAGCACACAGCCGCAGCCUGCAGCGUCCAGGAGGUCAGAGGGUACACCAUGAGCUCUCAGCGGGCGGGUUCAGACGGAGCGGACCGGGAGAACGCCAACCUCAGGAUGCUGAGCAACGGAGAGACCAUCUGCCACGGCCUCAACAUCGUCAAGAACAUCGCCUUCCUGUACCAGGAGUACCGGGACACCUCCAAGCAGCAGGAGAUUGAGCAGCGACGGCAGCGGGAGAACCUCUCUCCGGGGGUCUCACCGACAGAGGAGGAGGGGUCCGGUGUGGUGUCUGCCCCGGUGUUACAGCUGCAGCUGAGGAACAGCGCUCGCUCUCUGACGCUGUGGCAGAACCUGGACGUGGUUCAGGCCAGUGGACUGCUUAACCAGCUGCCGCAGAAAGAAGUCAUCAUGCAGGAGGCCAUGUUCGAGCUGGUCACCUCAGAGGCGUCCUACUACAAGAGCUUGGAGAUUUUAGAGACUCACUUUCUUCGUAACCCGGCUCUGAUCAACACUCUCAGCCAGUCCGACAUGCACUUCCUGUUCUCCAACAUCGAGGAGGUGAUGAAGGCCAGUGAACGGUUCCUGAUGGACCUUGAGCACCGAAUCGAGAAGUCCAUUUUGAUUUCGGAUGUGUGCGACAUUGUUUCACACCACACUGUAGAGCACUUCCACGUCUUCAUUAAAUACGUCAUCAACCAGGUGUACCAGGAGAAGAACUACAGACGCAUCCUAGAGGGGAACCAGGCGUUCAGGGAGGCCAUGGCCGUUCUGGAGAACCAUUCUCGAGUCCGGGGUCUGUCCUUCACCUCGUUCCUCAUCCUUCCUUUCCAGAGGAUCACCAGGCUGAAGCUGCUCAUUCAGAAUAUCCUGAAAAAGGCAGAGGAGAACUCGGAGAGAGAAGCUAAUGCUAUAAAAGCCCAUCAGCAGCUGGAGCAGAUUGUAAAGGAGUGUAAUGAAGGGGUGAGAAAAAUGAGUCGCACCGAGGAGCUGAUCAGCAUCGAGAAGACCCUGGAGUUUAAAUCCAAGUCUGUGCCCAUCAUCUCUCACUCUCGCUGGCUGCUGAAGAAGGGUGAGGUGCAGCUGAUGGCCGGACCCAAGAGCACCAGGACCAUGCGGAGCCGCAAGCUGUACCAACCUGUGUUCUUAUUCCUCUUUAACAACCUGCUGCUGGUCACCAAGCGCAGCUCAAGCGGGGACAAGUUCCAGGUUCUGGACUCGUGCACUCGGGCCAUGUUGAGGACUGAGGACCUGGAGGACCAGGGUCAGAUGCUGGCCAACGUCUUUAAUCUGAAGCUGCUGGAGAACCAGGAGGAGCGUCAGGUCAGCUACAUGCUGAAGACCAGCAGCAUGAGUGACAAGCUUCGAUGGGUGUGUGCUCUCACUCCAAACCGACGCACACGCUUCAUGUCAACCAGUGCACACCAACCAGACUCUCCUCAGGUGCAGUGCAUUCAGUCAUACUCGUCACAGGAGCCAGAUGAACUCUCCAUCGAGAUGGCCGAUGUUUUGAACCUUCUGGAGAGAACAGACGAUGGUUGGAUGAUGGGUGAAAGGCUCCAUGACGGCGAGAGGGGCUGGUUCCCAAGUCGAGUAGUGGAGGAGAUCCAUAGCAAAGAGGUUCGAGCUCAGAACCUGAGAGAGGCCUUCAGGAUCCAGCUGGCCCAAGAAGGUGGGGGAGGUUCGCAAACUGGAACCAGGAUCGGCUUAAGAGCUGGGCGACGCACGCCCAAAGUCUCCAGCCUCUCCAACACUUGGAUCGAUCAGAUGGGGGAGAGCAGCGAAGCGAAGCAGUAACUGUGGGGAAUGUGAACAUUCAACACCAUGUGCACUAAGAGAAAGAUAAUCAGGAAACAUGUGACUUUGUUCUCAAACUAUGACACUUUGAUUUAUGCUUAGUGGUGGGUGGUUUCUUAGAAAUCCCCAGUCUCAGCGAUCUGGGAGGCGUGAUCAAAGAGCUUGAGUUGAUAACCUUGUACAAGCAAUGCUGCAUGUCUCAUAAACGUGUGUGAUGCAUGGAGGACAGCUCGUGUGUGGUUAAGAGCUGUGCGGGGGAUGGUAGGAACCUGGAACCUUCUUGCAGAGGUUCUCUGGACAUCCCUCAGCUGCAUGGGCAAGUUUAAAACUUUAAAUAUUUUCAUUUCAUCGUGAAACACCUUGACACAGAGUUAUAACCUGCAAACAGUUCAGUGUCUCACCAAAUAUAAAUAUAUGGAGUGCUGUAUGAAGACCAGCAUUUAUCAUUUAAAGGUCUGUGUCUAUAAAUAUUAAGAUCAGAGCGUCAGCUAAAGUCCUCCAGAGUGAAUCUUAUGAGUGUAGAAAGACUCAGUGACGGAGAGCAGAGGCGGCGCUCAGCUCGGCUUCACGCUGUUUUCACAGCGUCUAAUAAUCAGUCCUAGUUAAACACAUAAUUUAUGAUUAUUAUCAUUAAUCUUCACUUCAGGACGUUCCAAAGAGCGUCCUCAGACGGGCACACACACUGUGUUUCUGACACUUUGUACGAUAUCUCUCAAUCAGAGAUCGCUGCAUCAGAAAGGACUAACAUCUGAUGAAGUGAAAGGACACAGUUUGAUGUCAGCUGCUGUGAAACAACAGAGCCUGUGUCAGAUUAGAUGUUUACAGACCUGUGUGCAAAGGAAGCACGUUACAUUUAUUCCAGAGAGGAAUGUGACAUCACAACUCCUGGAAACACCUGCUGACGAUAUUCAUGACAUCAGUUAUCACAAACAUUUAGAUAAGGUCUGAAUAAUCUUGUUUAGGGUUUGUUGGGCCUGUCUAGUCUUCUGGUGCUUCACACUGCAUGUCAACAAGUAGUGACACACGUAAACUGGGAUUCAGUCUCAUGUGAGGGGACACUUUGUUGUUGACAUGCAGAGGAUCAGACUGCAGAUCAUCGAUCAAUCAGCGGGCAGCCCAACCUGCGUCCUGAGCACAGUCCCUUUAGUGGAUAGCUGCAGUGUUUCAUGACUAAAAACAUUCAAUAUUUAGAUCUCCCGUACUAUGCUGGCAUGACCACAAACACAGAAUGUAACUGAGUGACUCUGAGCAAAGCCAGUCGGUGCAGUCUCCCCAUGUCCCGGUGAGAGAAGCCUUUAGUUUGAUUAAACUGUGAAGUGGAGCCCAAACUGAGCGCAGCCUCUCCUCUCUGUCACAGAAAACUCUGAACCAGCAGCCAUCACCAAACCUACAGUGGAUAACACUCUGCACACACACACACACACACACACACACACACACACACGCACGCACACACACACACACACACACACACACACACACACACACACACACACACACACACACACACACACACACAAGCUUUGUGCCAAAUGUCAAGUGUAAAUUUCACAGGAAUACAAACACACACAGAAAUAAUAUAUCUCAAUAAAAAACAAUUGAAUGCCAAAUAAUUGCAGUAUGUUGUAACUGUAUAGACUGUACUGUGUCACCUCUAUGAACAACUCUGGAUCAGCAUGAUUGUAAACCUGUGUGUCUUUGAAUACAGUGUACAGUAUUGCAAACAUCUGAUGUUAUAAUUCUGAAAUAAUUGUUUUCAUUUUGUAAACUGUAAAUUAUUGUUCAUAAAAAAGCAUUAAUCACA
This is a messenger RNA of Notolabrus celidotus (New Zealand spotty), 4805 nucleotides long. It is a transcript of the gene ngef, whose product is annotated as neuronal guanine nucleotide exchange factor. Gene Ontology annotation, biological process: activation of GTPase activity. NCBI's taxonomy places the organism in Eukaryota, Metazoa, Chordata, Actinopteri, Labriformes, Labridae. The record is from RefSeq and is a predicted model, not a curated record. Gene Ontology annotation, molecular function: guanyl-nucleotide exchange factor activity; protein binding. The coding region runs from base 632 to 3001 and encodes 789 amino acids. The transcript has 17 exons.